This is a messenger RNA of Chlamydomonas reinhardtii, 1975 nucleotides long. RefSeq lists its product as uncharacterized. NCBI's taxonomy places the organism in Eukaryota, Viridiplantae, Chlorophyta, Chlorophyceae, Chlamydomonadales, Chlamydomonadaceae. The transcript is spliced from 6 exons. The record is from RefSeq and is a predicted model, not a curated record. The coding region runs from base 163 to 1506 and encodes 447 amino acids.
AAUAUUUCAAAGCUUCAGGCCUGAUUUCCGUUUGCGCUACGCAAGCUACAGCAGGCCCAAGGGUCACCGAGACUCAGCCAAACUGGGACCUCGACACCGGCGACCGCUACCUGCGCUGACGAGCUGACGAGCUGACGAGCUGAUUUCAAACAUCUCACAACAAUGAGGCGGAGCUACGCCGCCGCCGUAACGUCUGAGCCGGCGGGGGCGGGAGCGGCUGCCGCAAACGCCGCGGCGCCGGUUGUGGCUGCAGCAGCAGCGAGCACUGCCGCCGAGCCCGCCGCCGCGGAGCCAACGCACAUGCCGGCACAGCCGGCGCCGCACCCGCAUUGCCACCAGCAGCAGCAGCAGCAGCAGCAGCAGCAGCAGCACCAGCAGGCGGCACCGCAGAAGCUGCAGGUGCUGGGGGCGGGCUUCGGGCGCACCGGCAGUCUGUCGCUGUACGUGGCGCUGAACGCCCUGGGGUACAAGACACACCACAUGGUGGAGGUGGUCAACAACCCGGACCAGGCGCCGUCGUGGUACCGGGCCGGGCGGGAGCACGGCGCGGCGGGCGGCGGCGGGAGCAGCAAGGGCGGGCGCUCCGACCAGCAACAGCAGCAGUCCUCGGCGGCCUACUGGUCUUCUCCGGGCCUGCUGGGUGGCUACACGGCCGCAGUGGACUGGCCGGCGGCGGGCUUCCUGCCCGAGCUGCUGGCGGCACACCCCGACAUCAAGGUGGUGCUGACGUCACGGGACUUUGACGCCUGGUACGACAGCGCCCGCCGCACCAUCUUCGAGAUGUCGCAGGUGGGCAGGCCGCUGCUGGAGCUGCCGCUGCACAUGCGACUGCUGCUGGCCGUGAUCGCACCGCCACUGGCACAGCUGCGUAAGAUGAUGCUCAUGGUAGAGGAGCUGGUGUGGGGGCCGCGCGGCACCUUCCGCGGCCACUUCACCGAUAAGGACUUUGUGCGGCAGGUGUUCGACGAGCACUAUGCCGAGGUGCGGCGCCUGGUGCCGCGUCAGCAGCUGCUGGAGUACGACGUACGGCAGGGCUGGGGCCCGCUGUGCGACUUCAUGGGCCGCCCCGUGCCGAUGGCGGCGGCGGGCAAUGGCGGCGCCGCCGCCGGCAAGGCCGGGGCUGCCGUAAAGCCACCGACCGUCAAGAUGCCCGGGUGGAGGGGGCAUCAGGUCAAGGGCACGGCGGAGAAAGCGGAGCGCGAUCAGAUGCUGCCAGACUCGUCGCCUGCUUCCUCUAGUGGCAGUGCUACCGACGCGGGUGCGGGUAUGGGCGCCGGUGAGGCGGCGGCGGCGGCAGUGGCGGCGGCGGAUGCGGCGGUGGCGCCGCUGCCCUUCCCGCACGUGAACGAUACAGCGGAGUUUUGCGAGCGCAUGGAGGUGGUGCGGCGGCUGGUGCGGAGCAUUAAGGUGGUGCAGCGUGGGGUGGAGGUGGCAGCGGGCGUGGGUCUGGGCGCGUUGGUGGUGCGCAUUGCGGCGGUGCUGUUGGCCAGGCGUGCGCGUCGGUGAACAGCCGUGCAGGAGUAGCCUGGAGUAGUGCUGUGCUGUUGUGCUAUGCCGAGCGGGUGUUCGACACUAGAUCAAGGGCAACAUGCGUUGCGUUAAUGAUUCCCCCGGUACAGCCCAUUUUGACGAGACUUCAAUUGGCAUGUUGGGGUGCCAGGAGGGCAACGCGCGCUAGCCUGGGAGAGCCCCGCUGUCUUGCACACAAGCACCUUUCCCCGCAUUUGCAUUUGGUCUUGCAAUGUAUGUGGCGAUUCGACGCAACGCUGCCAAAACGUCAAUUUCCGAGCGUCGAUGAUUGGACAUGCCAACAUGCGUGCGUUCCGGCCGAACUCGGUGGGUGACGCGCGCAAAGCACAAAAGGACACCCCGCUCUCUAUUGCAGUAGCGUAUGUUUGUUUUCAAACCACCUCGACCCAAUGAAGCGGGACGAAGCUGCUCGAAGCUUGACUGGCGCCCAUUCCGUUCAGCGACU